Messenger RNA from Entelurus aequoreus (snake pipefish), 1919 nucleotides. RefSeq names its product adenosine deaminase domain containing 2 (gene adad2). Gene Ontology annotation, cellular component: cytoplasm; nucleolus. The transcript has 11 exons. Lineage: Eukaryota; Metazoa; Chordata; Actinopteri; Syngnathiformes; Syngnathidae. Gene Ontology annotation, molecular function: double-stranded RNA adenosine deaminase activity; double-stranded RNA binding; tRNA-specific adenosine deaminase activity. The coding region runs from base 181 to 1734 and encodes 517 amino acids. Gene Ontology annotation, biological process: RNA processing; adenosine to inosine editing. The record is from RefSeq and is a predicted model, not a curated record.
GCUCCCUUAUUGGUCAGUGGCUAUCACUUGUUAAAUACUAUGCCAAUUAGAGUAUGUCUUAUUCUUUUGUCCCUUUUUUUGUCAUUGGUUGGUUUACGAGCAACAGCGGAAUUGAACACAGUUUGGCCAAAUCGAGAAGACAAAAACGGUGUUUACUUUUGCAAUAAUAGUUGAUUCAAGAUGAGUCAAGAAGUACGGAGUCCAAGCGGAAGUGCUGCUAGCUUUCUGAGCGGCCAACGAUGGAACCGAAAAUGCCCUCAACUAGUCCACUGGACGGAGGACACUUUAAGUCAUGAUGACGAUGUGAGUGAAGAGACUUGCAAACCAGCAAGAAAGAUGACGUCCACACCAAACCAUGCAGAUGUGCUUGAACCUGGUACAUUCUCAUUGGAAGAUGAGGAAGAAGACAAAGACCCUUUCUUCUGUGUGACUGACAUGUCACUCUCUGAGUACGUGUUGUCAAAUGGAAAGCUCAUUUUGGAGAAGACCGAGGAAACUGGGAUUGGUGUAGAAAGUGAAGCCUGUUCUGAUAAUGUUGUCAAAAAUUCCACUGAAAGACCCACAGCACUGGAAUCUUCAUCUUCCCCUGUGCCAGAUUCAGAGUACCACAAAAAGCACAUGGCAGCCAUUUGCAGUGACAAGUUUGACAGCCUCCUGAAGAUGUGUCCUAAUUUUUACGGCUGUAAGAGCCACAUGGCAGCGUUUGUAAUCGUAAGAGAGGUGUCAGACACAGCUGGCCGUGUAUGUGAUCAGUACCAAGUGGUGGCGCUCGGAGCCGGCUGCUUCAGCUGCACUAAUUGGCUUUGCUUCAACGGCACAAUGCUACACGACUGUCACUCCAUCGUCAUUGCUAAGCGGGCACUCCAUAGGUUCCUCCACAAGCAACUUUUGCUCUUCUUUGAAGCCGACCCUCAGACCAAAGAGUGCUGCAUAUUCGAGAGCAGCACAGAUGGACCACAGCUUCAGCUUAAAGCGAAAACCAGCCUGCACCUUUACACCAAUCAGUGCCCUGAAGGAGCCGCUAAAAACUUCUACUUGGGGGGCUCGGCCCACAACGUUUGGAACCCUCUGAAGCUACAGUAUCACGCCAAGAGCCGGCUGGUUCCGGCCUUCUACCUUGACCCGAGCUACUGGGGUGCCAAAGUCUGUUCCAUGUCAGGCACUGACAAGUUGUGCGUGUGGACCUUCGUAGGGGUACAAGGCGCUCUACUGAGUCACUUCAUCCAGCCGAUCUACAUCACCAGCAUGGUGCUUGGAGGUCAGAAAAUGUUCAACGACCAAUUGGCCGACAUCACUAACGACAAUCUGGGCGAAGGCUGGGAGGACAUCUUGCCUUCGACCUACAAGAAACAGGACAUUGUCUUUCUGCACUGGGACGAGGAGGAGGCAGCAGAGGCAUCGCAGCAGCCUGACGUCCUCAGCGUCAACUGGUGCCUCGGAGACAAAGACAUUGAGGUGGUGGACAGCAGCAAAGGCUUCAUCGACGACAGUUCCCCAUCUGUGAGCGGGCCCGGCUUCUCCAGCAGGCUGUGCAAGCGAGCGCUCUACAGUUACUUCCGGCGAGUGGCCCCGCUGGGUGGACAUGGCUACUUGCUGGAUCUUCCCACCUACCACAGUGUCAAGGCAGAAGCGUCAGUCUACCAGACAGUCAAAGAGCUGGUCAAGCAACACUUCCUUAGCAUCAACGCCGGACCCUGGAACACCAAGAAGCUGGUGGACUGCUUUAGCGCCUGAAGACACUCACUGAGGUUUAGUUCAUGUUAAUCUGUACAACAAGUGUAGAUUUAGUUCAUGUUAAUCUCUACAACAAGUGUAGGUUUAGUUCAUGUUCAUCUCUACAACAAGUGUAGAUUUAGUUCAUGUUAAUCUCUACAACAAGUUAUGUUGGUAAAAAUGAAGUUUCUCUUUUAUGGUUGUUU